AUGAAUUUGGAUUUUAUAUGUUUGAGAAAGCAUUUAUUCAAAGAUACUAUAUAUCAAAUAGAUAUCCAAAAUGAAUAACUUAGGUUAAUUGAUACUGUAUAAAAUAAUACUAGUUAAUUUAGACUUCAGGGAAACCUAAAUAUAUUAUCAAACUUGAUUGGUCACUUGAAAUUACUUGGAAUAUAACAAGUCAACAAUAAGCUUUUGGAUUAAAAGUUAAUUAAAAGUUUAAAUGGUUUCAUGCAAAGCCCUAAAUCAUAUAAAAUUUGAAGAAGUAAUUACAAAAAUAUGUGACAUCAACUGAUUUUAAUAUGUUUUACACAUUAACUACUCAUUAAUCUAAAGAAUAAAAUAACGAAUAUGAAGUCUUGAAAAAGAGUGAUAAUACAGCAAAUUUAGUUGCUAGAUGUAUUUAGAAGGAUUAGAUAGAUGAUUAAAAUAUAAUUUAUGGAGAACUUAAUAUUCUCAAACUCUUAAAUCAUUAAGGUCUCCCAGUUUUUGAAGAAUUCUUCUUUACUUCUGGAACUUAUUACAUAAUAAUGGAAAAAGUAUAAGGGGAAAAAUUAAGUACAAUUGUUAACACUUCUAAAUUAUAAUUAAAUCUUCGUUUAAUCUAAUCAAUAAUUAUAGAAUGCUUAUAGAUAUUACAAUAUCUAGAAUCAAUUAAUGUAAUGCAUAGAGACAUUACACCAGAUAAUUUACUUUAUGAGUAAUAAAAUAAAAAAAAGGGUGUUAAAUUAAUUAAUUUCAGUAAUGCAGCAAAACUUGGAACUGAACCUAAAAAGUGUGGUACUCCAGGUUAUAUAGCACCAGAGAUAUUUUUAGAUUAAUAAUAUGGAUGUGAAUGUGAUAUGUUUUCCUUAGGAUGUGUAUUCUAUAAAUUGUAAGAUUCUACAAUAUUACUAGAUUAGCAAAAAAAGAUUUAUUUCAAGGAACUAGUGUUGUAGAUGUAAUAUCGGAAAAUAAAAAGUGUGUUAUCAAUCUUAAAACAUUAUAAUUAAUUAGAAUUCCUUAAAUUGCUUAAGAUUUAUUGAAUCAAAUGCUUGAGACAAAUCCUAAACUAAGAAUCUCAGUUUAAGAUGCUUUAAAACAUCCAUUCAUUAAUGAUCCAUUAAAACCAAAUGCCUCAAAUCAAAAUAGUUAAAAAAAUUUUAACCAAAAUAGAUCAGAAAGAUAUUUAAGUAAAAAAGAGCUAUAGAGUUUACAUAGUUAAAAACAGAAAUUAGAUGAGGAUCUUGAUGUUGAUUACUUUAAUAAUGAAUUACCUCCAAAAUGUGAAAUUCCAGUUAUGAAUUCAGUUAAAGGAGGACAAAGAUUUAGGUCUGAUUGUAUUGAAGAAAUCGAUACAAAAUUUAGAAGGGUUGUUUCGAAAUCAACUGGCUGA
Paramecium pentaurelia is the source of this 1384-nucleotide messenger RNA. Lineage: Eukaryota; Ciliophora; Oligohymenophorea; Peniculida; Parameciidae. The record is from the annotation of a GenBank genome assembly.